AUGAUCCCAAGACUCGAAGCACAAAGACGUAGAGCGAGAGCCGUCAACACAGCCUUAAUUGCAGAACAAAUAUGGGGAGUGAGACCUUCUCUUCGGCUCAGAAUCUGCGUUUGGGAAAUCAGAUUGGAAGAAAUUUGUCCGAAAGUUUCAUAUUUGUGUCAGCGGGGAAUGAACUGGGUCGCGGGUCGAAUAUCAUCCCAGGAAUGUGUGAUUCAGCGGAGAACUGAACCAGGCCUUGCUGCCGGGGAUGGAAAUAGGAGUGUGUGUCUCUAUAUAUGUGUUGCAUACUCGCCGCAACCGCGCGUCUUCCCCGAGUACGAGGAGGACGAGGACGAGGACGAGGACGAGGACGAGGGCGUGGAGGCGAUGGGGCAAGGACCUCGAGGACAGCAGUGGUAUCCUGUAGCGCCAGCCGGAGGACGCGUCUGGCGGAGGUCGGGCGCCCUGGGGCUGUCGGCUGUGCCAGGCUUCAAGAGGUCGGCUUUCCGGGCCAACAACAUGCAGGCUCAGCGCGCCAGGAACCAAGACGAUGACCUGUACUCCCUGGCCGCCAUGCUGGGCGCCGAGCUCGACCCCGUCACUCACCGCAUCCAACGCGCCGCUAUGUAGACCUGAGGACCUACGGGAGGCGCUCUAAGGAUGCGAAAAGGCCCACUGGGUGUUGGCUUGGCCCUGGGGGAGGGGGGAGGGGAAGUGUCCCUCAGGGUGACGAGAAUCUCCUGGGGGUUCUGAUAAGAACUAGGAGGUUGACUUGGGUUUCUCGAAGAAGCAGAAGAAAUGGGGAAAGAGGUACAUGGGUAGGGGAUUGGGUGCUGCCGGAUUAUCUUAGCAUUCCUCAUUCAUGGACAGAUGUGAAGAUGGCAGAGAAGUAGAAGAAUGGUGGAUAGAAAUAGAGGGAUAACGAGUGUGAACAUAAAAUCGUCCUCGUGCAUGUGAUGCCCUCACCAACUCAGGGUGUCGCUUGUGCUCAAGAUGAGAGAAUAAGUUACUCUAGGAAAUGUAUUCAUCUUAAUUCAUGGGUCUUUUCUUUUUCGUAGUCUCGACAGUUAAUUCAUAUUUGCGUUGUGAACCUUAUACUAACCCUCAAUCAUUUU
Messenger RNA from Penaeus vannamei (Pacific white shrimp), 1094 nucleotides. NCBI's taxonomy places the organism in Eukaryota, Metazoa, Arthropoda, Malacostraca, Decapoda, Penaeidae. The record is from RefSeq and is a predicted model, not a curated record.